This is a messenger RNA of Amoebophrya sp. A120, 4700 nucleotides long. NCBI's taxonomy places the organism in Eukaryota, Dinophyceae, Syndiniales, Amoebophryaceae. The record is from the annotation of a GenBank genome assembly.
UUUUGUCACAAAAAUAACGAAACACUAUCACCAGCACCAGGUGCAGUUUCUUGCUCUUGCAACACUUUUUGUUUAUGAGAAAGGUCGAUAAGUACACCCUUUUACCCUCAGUAUUUUCUGAGAUGGAAAACGUAGGAAUUACAAUCUGUUGCUUUUACUCAGGAAAAAUUGCAGCCUAAUGCUGGUCUGAAAGCCAUAUGCUACAGAGAUUGACUCUGCGCAUGGUCGUGCAACAGCUUCAGUAGCAUCUGUCGAGCAAUCAUGCCUCCUGUAACGCUUGUUACCCGCGAGGACGCGGAGCGAGAGGAGCUUGAACAUGAACUCCGAAGCCGGACGUCACGGACUGGGACUGCCUGCAACGUCCGUAUCGUUGCAGCACAUGGUUUGGACGACGUAGCAAGAGCAACUAGGAAGAGUAGAAAAGAUGAAAACCGGCCAGUCACAAGCGCGUUGCCAGAACCAGAAGGUUGCGUUCCAAAGUACGAAUUUCCUGACAUGAGCCCAUCUGUGGGCGAGGAACGUGAGCAGGGUCUGCAGGAACUGGCGAUGGAAUUGCGGCAGCAACAGCAGGGCAAAACUGGGUACACACUUUUGAAUCUGGAGAAGGGAUCCGCGCGGUCGGCCUGUUGGGGCGACGAGGCCGCUAUGGACGAACUAGUGCAGAAUUUUGACGAUCAAAUACGGCUUCGCGUGCCGGAGGCCAUCCGAAAUGUCGUGGCUUUUGAGAAACAGAGUUUUUCAGCGAAGGGCAGUCACGGCGGUCGCGUCUACCUGUUGGACAACAAGAAAGGACGAGCACCAUCAUCGAAAGCAGGCUCGUCGGCACCAAAGAAGUCGUUUCUUGGUUGCGUCAUGGUCUGUGAUCCCUACAUUUACCUCUGCAACUACAAGACCAUUUUCCGCCCGCGAAAUCUGAUCAUAGGCUACACGGGGACGGAGAAGAAGGGGGAAAACGCGAAAACCGCGAAGGGCUGCUUUGGAGACGGUUUGAAUUCGGCCCUGUCAAAGCUUCUGGAGAUGCAGCGCGACGUGGUGAUUAUCACCUGUGGGUUCGUCUAUACCUUCGGUUACGGCACGGCCGAUUCUGCGAAGGACGUUCAACAGUUGCGCUACAGCUUGUCCGACUAUGCGGCCUACAUGCGCGACAAGAAAGCCGAGCGCUCACGUCCGAAAGGCUUUAGCCGGGCGGCACAGCACGUCGAAUCCGCAAUCCCGCCAGAGUUGCACUUCGACAGCGCACAGGACACGUUGGUGCGCAUUUACAUCCCGCAGUUCGCGCUCAAUUACUCCCGGUAUCUGUUUUUCCUCCUCCCAAAGGAUUUGGCACCGGUGCGCACGCACCGAGAUCCGGAGGGAAGAAGGCAGGGGAAGGAGUUGGCGGCCUCUGCACGAAAAGCAAAAAGCUUCGGGACGACGUUACAAAACUCCUGUGCCAAGGCGGACGUUGUUGGCCGCUGUGAGGUUUUGACCGGAGAAGGUGCUUGCGGCGGCAUCUAUGUGAAGGAGAUGCGUGUGGUUGAGCCGCCAAGGCGAAGGACGAGCACCAAGGCAAAGUCCUGUACUUACGGCGACAACUUCCUCGGGCCCUUAAGCGCUUCUUUUGGCGGAAAUGACGCAACGAGCAAUCCACUGCUCUUCGGCUACAACCUGCUUGACUUCAAAAUGGAACAUCGUGACCGUCUUAACAGUUUGCGGGACGAGGUUCGGCGUGGCGCUGUGGCGCGUGCGUGGGCGAGCUUCUUGCAAAGCGACUGGAUUUCGCGCGAUGAGCGGGAGUCACUGGCCAUAAUGUUCCUGGAGAGGUUGCUCGCGUUUUUUCAGAUAUCGAAACCGAAGGACGAACCUCCAUCAGUAGAAGCCAGUAGCUCUGCUGUGCCUCCGAAUCAUACUACGAUCAAAGGUAGUGCGGCGAUUCCGUUUGAGCUUCGCGUGUUGUGUGAGGACAGAACUGACGAGACCGCGGUUAUUGUGCAGUACCUGCAGGAAGCAUUUCACAAAAAGUUCAAAAACGCCCUUCCGUUCUGCGUAAAAAAUGGUAGUCCUAGCGCAGCAGCAGGAGUGGCGGAUUCUGAAAACAGGGAGCGCCAGAUCAUCGUCGACCUCGGUAAAAUACCGAUCCCUGUCCCGGAUCAGCUGCAUCAGGUUUUGUCGGAAGGCCGGGAAUCAGCCGAGCGCGAGUACGAGCGCGCCUGCUUGCAAGAGCUUCAGGAUCACGCGCCCGUUUUGGAGGGCUGCGAAGCACCGGAGAUGCUUGGUUGCAGCGAAAACGCAUUUGGCGCGGUGCGCAGCGCCUUGGAGCAAGGUUUGCAAGCUGUUUUGCCGCCUGACGUGCUCGAGAGGAACCAGGUGCACUUGGAUAUCGUUUUCGGGCAAGCGACGACGGCGCAGUGCGUGGCACUGGUCAGUGGUCCGGAGCGUUCAGAGUUUCAAUUUAGCGGCUUCGGUUGGGAAGAGCUCGACGCGCGCGCUUUCCGAGUGGACGAAACGACUCUGGUGAACGGACGGCCAAUUUUUCGGGCAGAGCGGAACUUGAGGGAGACACACCAGCGGAUCGAGCUCUUUCUGUACUACACAAGGCGGAGCACCAACUUGUCGUGCGGUCCUGACGAACAACAAAAUUUCUCCAGCAACGGGAGUGGUGUCGGCUCUUACGCGAUACAGAAAUUUUCGCCGGAGAAUCUGCAGGAAGUGCGCAGCUUGACGGGUAUCGCGUUUUACCCCCUUGCAGAGCUCAUAGGGGAAGCGGAUUUUUGGAUCUAUGAACGCAGUUCGUGGCGAGUGCACUUCCAGAACAUUGGAAAGCAUUUUUCCCCUGCCCGACCCGUCGAGGCUUUCUCAUUUGUGGAGAAGAAAGUGGAAGUUGUCGCAACUGGACCAACAUCUGCUACUCCUGCUGCAAAAAAGAACUCGGCCCGCGAGCGAAUCGACAUAUUCGCCAAUUGGACGGCUUACAAAUCUCGGUUUCUAUUGCGCGAGAAGGAAAAAACCGCUGGAGUAGCCGGGAGAAGAGCAGAAGACGACACUGAUGAAAGCAGUUCCAGUUCAGACGCGGAGCAAGGCGGCCGCUUUGGGGAAAUGCACUGCUUUGUCAGCGAAAGCCUGAAAGCCGUGCGCAAGGGCUUUCAGAAACUGCGGAUACCGCAGCCGCAAUUUGCCGACGGCGGAGGUGACGACUGCGUUACAGUGAGCAACAUCAUUUUUCGGCAAAUCACAGAUGCGUGGAAAAAGAAGGCGAAAAACGCUACUGAAAGCACGCUUGAUGUGGAUCGUCGCAAGAGACGAGACAAGCAGACACAAACCGCAUCAUGUAAACUCGCCCAUGUAGCGUCGCAAGUAGAUGUAGAUCUUGAUGCACUUCCGGCACAGCUCUCAGCGCAGCAGCUUACUUCAUCGUCUGAGAGCUCCGAGAAGAAGGAAGCGCCUUCGCGAACUAGGUCGACAACCACAGUGACAGCAAGUGCGUCCGCUUUUUGUCCGACUCGGAAUCAGCGUGUCGGAGGACGGUUGAGCUGCAAACGCCACAAGCCUGCCUCGCUGGCACGACCGUCUGGGGCGGACGAGCGCCGGAGGGUUUUCAAAGGUCGCAACGGGUACUACCCAUUCAGUCCGGAGCGUCCUCGAGAGACGACGGCUUCGAAGCGUAAAUCCGUUUCGAAAAAGCGAAAAUCUUCAUCUCCUUCGAAGGAGAGAAGAAAAAAGAGAAAAAAAAGCGAAAAAGUCGAAGACGAGGACAGCAGUGGCGACGGCAGCAGUACAAGUAGCAGUGACAGCGUAAGCGACAGCGAGCCAGCUUCAAAGCGUCGAAAGAGAAGCCACAGCCGACGGAAGGAGAGAAGAAAGUCAAAAUCCGUCCGUCGGAGAGAGAAAAGUCGAAAAAGCUAUUCAAAAAAAAGAGCUGAAGUAGAAGUCAGCAAGGAAAAGUGCGGAAAAAUAAAGCGCACACACGCGGCGGCGGCCCGAGAUGACCAGCCUGCGCGGUCAGCCAUGUUGACCGAGGAAUCAAGCGAAAUAAAUGUAGCUCCUCCUGCUCCUGCGACAUUAGCGCCUCUAGUAUUGGAGCCCAACGAAGCUUCCGCAUCGUCUAACAGUAACAGACCAGCAGUUGUGCUUCUGGAACCUGCCGCGCAUACGGGCAUAGCCACGCCGCGGCACGACCGUAGAGGUGUGGACGGACCGGCAGUGUUACCGGGCACGCCGUCCUCUCCGCGGGCGCGACCAAAAUCUCCGGUCGUAUCGCCCCCACGCAUGGUGCCCCAGCAGGGAACAAGACUCGUGAAGUUCGGAGGGGUGGAGCUUGUUGCAAGGAAGAGCAACAUGAACGAUACGCCUGCUAGUAGACCAGGAGCAAACACAAAAGGGGAAAGCCGGGGCAAUGCUAGGAAGCACUACAAUGUGGACGACUACGACGCGAGGGCUACUUUUCGCGACCGCGCAAAUCACCACCACUACUACUUCCGAAAAUAGCGUAGCACUAUUCUUGCAAUCUAUCAUCACUACAUCAUCAUAUGAUAGAUGCUGGAACUACUGGAUGUUCCGCUUCUUGUGCCCGAUCCUGUGCAACCCGAAAACGCAGAGUCAAGAGCAAGAAAGAACAUGAUUAGGAUGGAGAUGAUGAAGAUGUCCUCAGUCAAGGCAAUAAUCCUUGAAAUAUUUCGGGCUGACGACGAGGAAAGCAAGCACAUAUAUGAAUAUGCGAACAU